Molecule: messenger RNA, 2706 nt
Organism: Letharia columbiana
Lineage: Eukaryota; Fungi; Ascomycota; Lecanoromycetes; Lecanorales; Parmeliaceae
Exons: 7
Coding region: 1-2706 (901 amino acids)
Biological process (GO): proteolysis; glutathione catabolic process
Molecular function (GO): peptidase activity; protein binding
Source: RefSeq, a predicted model, not a curated record
AUGGCCCAUCUACUCCCAACAUUGACGCUUGAUGGCCAUGGAGGUGCUCCUCCAACCUCCUUGAAUGCCACCACUCCGACGAUAUUUCACAAGAUCCAGAACCAGCCGUCGAUCCUUGCCAUCUUGGUAUCCGACUUCAAAUUGUAUGCAGGUACGCAGAACGGAGACUUGCUGGUGUGGUCUCUCGAGACAUACGAGCUGCUUUCGACAGUCAAUGCGCAUAGAGGCAGUGUGCUAUGUCUCUGCUUGUCCAUCGACAAGACCAUCCUCUUUUCAAGCGCUGGAGAUGCCAUUGUCAAUGUUUGGUGCACAAAGACUCUCGAUCGACUUUACUCGAUAUACUCCGCGUAUGACGUUGGGGACGUCUUCUCAGUCGUCUACUCGCAAGAUCUGCAGACUGUCUAUCUAGGAGCUCAAAAUACAAGCAUACAAUGGUAUGACCUAUCACAGAAGGACAUCAGACCUCCACCAGACCCGAAAUUGCACCCGUCCUAUCGAAAUCAUCGCUUCUUUGACUCCAAAGGUCCAACUGGCGUCUCCACACCACGCCCUCUCUCCGCAUCCGAGACACGAGCUUUUGGCGGCCAAGAUCUUGAAAUAGACAGAGAACACAUAAUCCAAUAUGCGCAUUACGGCUAUGUCUACUGUAUGUUGCUGUCGAGGGGUCUAGACGCCGAUAACGCCGAUGCGGAGACAUUGAUAUCUGGAGGUGGUGAUGGCAUAGUCAAGCUGUGGUCCCUGGACAGCGGUGAAAGCGGCGCCUUGAGUGAGGAGAUCUCACUAGAGAAUGGAGAUGGCUCUGUACUUUCUAUGGCACUCGAUGGUACGGUGCUCUAUACUGGGCGCUUAGAAGGAGACGUCAAUGUUUGGGACCUCGAUACUCGACAAUUGAUUCGGACUGUGAAAGCCCACAACGCCGACGUCCUUGCUCUGGCUGUUGGCUACGGUCUCCUUUUCAGUGGAGGAUCUAAUGGCAUCACAAAGAUAUUCAAUUCGCGCCACGAGGACAUCAACAGAUGGAGGGCCCAUGAUCAUCUCAUCCUCGCUUCCGCUGUUGCAUCAUUUAAGAGCAAUGAGAUAUAUGUGACAGGUGGCAAUGACGGGUGCAUUGCGAUUUGGGACAUCAGUGAGUGCGUCAAUAGGCCCGGGAGAGGGUCUAGAAUUAGCGAUGAACAACUCGUUUUAUCUCUUGAAAAGCUUGUUUCGUACCGUACGGUAUCUUCGAAACCUGAUUAUGCCCAGGACUGCCGGCGUGGAGCAUCUUACUUGAGGAAUCUCUUCAAGCAGUUGGGUGCCCGGACGGAGCUAUUUAGCACCAAGGAUUCCAGGAAUCCUGUGGUCUUCGCCCGAUUCAGAGGCAAGAAUAAGGGGCUGGCGAUCGGCAAGACCAUUAUGUUUUACGGGCACUACGAUGUAGUCGCAGCAGAGAAUAGGGAAGAGACAUGGUAUGCCAAUCCUUUCGAGAUGCAAGGUGUCAAUGGCUAUCUUUAUGGGCGAGGUGUAUCAGACAACAAAGGUCCAAUAUUGGCGGCUCUUUACGCAGCUGCAGACAUAGCCGCCGAACAACAGCUCAAUUCUGACAUAGUUUUCCUGGUAGAGGGUGAGGAAGAAUCCGGAUCAAGAGGUUUCCAAGAAGCCAUUAAAGAGAACAAACAGAUCAUUGGGGAUGUCGACUGGAUUUUGCUAGCGAACAGCUACUGGCUCAAUGAUGAUAUUCCUUGUCUGACGUACGGCCUCAGAGGGGUCAUUCGAGCCACGAUCGAAGUGGCAAGCGAGCGCCCUGACCUGCAUAGUGGUGUCGACGGUAGCCAACUCAUCAACGAGGCUUUGAAAGACGUCAUCGCAUUGCUCGCAAGGCUGACGGGCCCCAACGGCGAAGUCAACAUCCCUGGUUUCUAUGAAAAUAUACCAGCUAUGACACGAGAAGAGGACGCCAUGUACGAAGCCAUCAGCAGGACGUUACUUCGCAACAAUCCCGACCUUGGCGACGCUGAGAGUCUCACCGCAUCAUUUAAAGCAAGAUGGAGAGAGCCUUCGCUUACCAUUCAUCGUGUUGAUAAUUCUGGCCCUGCAAAUUCCACCAUCAUAUCUCGCGUUGCGAAAGCGGACCUUUCUCUCCGCUUGGUGCCAAACCAGACCACUGCGGAGGUCAAAAGAAAGCUGCUGAAAGCAUUAGAAGUUGCCUUUGACCAUUUGAACUCCUCAAACGAGCUCACGAUCAAGAUAGAACACCAGGCUGAACCCUGGCUGGGGGAUCCCAAGAACGAGAUCUUCCAAACACUCGAGAAGGCAGUGAUGGAGGUAUGGGGUUCCAAGGGCCAUGAAAGAAGAAUAUCCAGCCCAGCAAAAAAGCGGGCGUCGAAGGAUCUCUCGAACGGGCUAAAAAGCCCCAAGCUUCCACCAGCGACAUCUUCAACGCUUUCAAGCGGUGGUGGCGGACUCUCCCACACCGACAUGGCAAGAAGCAAGGACGACACUAAAUCGCAGAAACAGCGCCCUUCGCAAAGACCCCUCUACAUUCGCGAAGGUGGGUCCAUUCCUGCCAUCCGUUUUCUCGAGCAGGAGUUCAAUGCUCCGGCGGCGCAUUUACCCUGUGGUCAAGCCAGCGAUAGUGCUCAUCUUGACAACGAGAGACUGCGGCUACUGAAUCUCUACAACAGCCGAAAAAUAUUCAAAAAAGUUUUCCAGGAAUUGCCAUUGCGAUGA